AAGCUGAGUACAGUGAAUAGCAACCUACGUGUGCUCUACCCCAGGUGUUUUAUUUCGGGUCAGUGGGUCGUCCUUACUAAAUACAAGCAAAGGUUACAGAGAAAAGAGAGUCUUAGUCUACUACUCAUCACGCUCACCCCGCCCGAUGGUAACAAAUCUUUUGUUUGCACAGUCUUCGAACUCCAUUGCCCUCGCCCGCCCACAUUUUUUUCGGGGCUCCAAAUGCCUUGUUCGUUCGGCCCGAUGGACUGUCGGAGAGCGCAGCUCCAAAUCCCGUUGAGGAUGAUUAUAAUCGGGUUCCUCUUGGUCUUGUUGAUGUCUGCAAGAGGUUUUUCUGCUUCUCUAAAUGAGGAAGCUCAGGCGCUCCUGUCAUGGAAAAACACUCUCAAUGGCUCUGUUUCAGCAUUGAGCUCAUGGCAAGAGAGCGCCCCGGACCCCUGUUCUUGGGCCUGGAUAACAUGCUCCCGGGAUGGUUUUAUCACAGAGGUGAAUAUACAGAACACCCAAAUUGCAGGCAAAGUGCCUUCCCAAUUUGGGGCUCUCAAGUCCCUGCGCUCGCUUGUGAUUUCAUCCACAAAUCUGACUGGAACGAUUCCUUCAGAGAUCGGAAGCUAUGGCAGCUUGGAGCUUCUAGAUCUAAGUGGAAACAGUUUGGGGGGAACAAUUCAGCCCGAGAUUGGCAAGCUGAAGGCUCUGAAAAGCCUGAUUUUGAAUUCCAAUCAGCUUCAGGGGAACAUUCCAUCCGAGCUCGGGGAUUGCAGUAGUCUUGUGAAUUUAGUAAUCUUCGAUAACCUGUUGAGCGGUGGGAUUCCCCGAGAGCUCGGUCGGUUAUCUGGAUUGGAAGUUUUCAGGGCGGGGGGCAAUCCGGGGAUUGAAGGAGAAUUUCCAGAGGAGCUUAGUAAUUGCACUGGUUUGGUCACUCUGGGUCUUGCAGAGACCAAUAUUUCAGGCCCAAUUCCUCCAUGGUUUGGCUUGAUGCAGAACCUCCAAACUUUGGCUGUUUAUGAUGCCCGUUUGACGGGUCCAAUCCCGCCGGAACUGGGCAAUUGCUCAGAGCUUGUGAAUCUGUAUUUGUAUGGUAAUGGCUUGUAUGGGUCCAUACCAGGGGAGCUCGGGCGGCUGCAGAAUCUUGAGAGGAUUCUUCUGUGGCAAAACGAUCUCUCGGGUAGCAUUCCGCCCGAGCUCGGGAACUGUUCUUCCUUGAAGGUGAUCGAUCUGUCCAUUAAUUCAUUGCAUGGCAGCAUUCCCAGUACUCUCGGUAACUUGCAGGGGCUGUUGGAGAUUCAACUCAGUGAUAACAAUAUCACUGGUUGGAUUCCCUCGGCUCUUGCGAAUUGCAGCAGUUUAACUCAGAUUCAGUUCGACAAUAACCAGCUGACAGGUCCCAUUCCUGAAGAGCUUGGAGAAUUGAAGAACUUGACCCUGUUGUUUCUGUGGCAAAACCGGCUUCAAGGGAGAAUUCCGUUGACUCUGGGCGGCUGUGAAAAGCUUCAGGCGGUCGACCUGUCGCACAAUCAGCUCACCGGAGCCAUUCCUGAGACCAUAUUUCAGUUAAAAAAUCUGACCAAGUUGAUGCUUUUGAACAAUGAUCUGACCGGAAUGUUGCCUCCAGAGAUCGGAAACUGCACCGCCCUGGUCCGGCUUCGUCUCGGUCACAACAAUCUGAUGGACCCAAUUCCUCCCGAGAUCGGCAGGCUGGAAAAUUUGGUCUUUCUUGAGCUGGGAAGCAAUCAUUUCUCAGGGCCCAUUCCCUCGCAGAUUUCAGAUUGUUCUCAGCUUCAGAUGCUGGAUCUCCACAACAAUAGGCUGUCAGGCGUCCUGCCUUUCACACUAGGCUUAUUAACCAGUCUUCAGGUCGUCGACGUGUCGGGCAACAAGCUCACAGGGACGAUUCCUCUGUCAUUUGGGAAUCUCAGUCGGCUUAACAAGCUCAUGCUUAAUUCAAACGACUUAAAUGGCAUUGUACCCUCUGAGAUAAGUCAGUGCAGCAGUUUACAGCUCCUGGAUUUGAGCAACAAUCGCUUCACAGGUCACAUUCCUGUAGAGAUUGGGAAUCUGCAAGAGCUAGACAUAGCAUUGAAUCUGAGCUGGAAUUACUUGUCUGGUCCUAUUCCAUUCCAGUUCUCGGGGCUCACCAAACUGGCAUAUUUAGAUCUGUCACAUAACAUGCUCUCUGGGAACUUGUCUGGAUUAGCCCAGCUCGAAAAUCUGGCAUCUCUGAAUGUCUCAUUCAAUAACUUAUCUGGGCCACUUCCGGGUACGAAUUUCUUCAGAAGUCUGCCUGCAAGUGCCCUGGCUGGCAAUACGGGUCUGUGCAUGUCUGCGAGCUCUUGUUUUGCCACUGACUCCGUGCCAGAGACUCCUGUCGGACAGAAUGUGAGGCUGGUAAUAAGCAUUCUUUUCAGCAUCACAGCAUUAAUGCUGGUUUUGGGGCUGUUCGUGGUAUUAAAAGGCCGUAGGAGGGCCGGUCUGGAAGACGCAGAGGAGGCAGAGUCCGUAUGGGCAUGGCAUAUGACGCCAUUCCAGAAGCUCAGUUUCUCCGUGGCAGAAGUCAUUAAUGCUCUGGUCGAUACGAACGUCAUUGGAAAAGGGUGUUCCGGUGUGGUUUACAAGGCCCAAAUGACGAAUGGAGAAGUUGUCGCAGUGAAAAAAUUGUGGACCUGCAAACAGGCCGACCAAGCCGAAAAACGAGAUUCUUUCUCCGCAGAAGUGAGGACACUGAGUUCAAUCCGCCAUAGAAACAUUGUACGGCUCCUCGGGUGCUGCACAAGCAGGAGGUCGAAGCUUCUCAUAUACGACUAUAUGCCCAAUGGUAGCCUGGGUGGCCUCCUCCAUGAGAAGAGAAGUAUGCUGGAUUGGGAGAUUAGAUACAAAAUAGUUCUUGGGGCUGCUGAGGGGCUGGCCUAUCUGCAUCAUGACUGUCGCCCGCCCAUCCUUCAUCGCGACGUUAAGGCCAACAACAUAUUGCUGGGCACCCAAUUCGAGCCUUAUCUUGCAGAUUUUGGCCUUGCCAAGCUUGUCGACUCUUCUGAUUUCACCCGCUCUUCCACUACCGUUGCUGGGUCAUAUGGCUAUAUUGCUCCAGAAUAUGGCUACACCAUGAAGAUAUCGGAGAAGAGCGACGUGUACAGCUAUGGAGUGGUGCUCCUAGAGGUGGUGACAGGCAAACAGCCCAUCGACCCAACGAUCCCAGAAGGAGUCCAUCUGGUCGACUGGGUUCGACAAGCCCUACAAAACAAAGACAGAGAACCAGUCGAAGUGGUUGAUCCACGACUCCAAGGCCGACCAAACACACAGAUUCAAGAAAUGUUACAGGCUCUGGGCGUGGCAUUUCUCUGCGUGAAUUCCAAUCCAGAAGAGCGACCCACCAUGAAAGAUGUGGCCGCAAUGCUGAAGGAAAUCAAACAAGAGCCUUACGAAGACUGUAAAAUCUCCUCGACCAGUCAUCUCAUCAAACAAUCACCUGACGCCGACCGCCAUCCUGCAUUGAACUCAUCGUCUUCCACUUCCUCAUCGUUUCACAUCUACUCGCCAACCUCAACAACCCACCAACAUUCUCAAUCAUGAACUUGUUUUCUUCCUCACGUAUACAUAGAUACGCAUUCAAUAUGUAUCUCAGAGAACCUCCUCUUGAAAUUUAAUUUCUCCCCACUGAGACUCCAGGAGCACAUGAUUACAAUUGCUCUACUGUAUUUUAAUGUUGUAUUAUUUGCAAGAAUCGAAUAUAAUGGCGGUUUGCUGUUUAAGCUCAUUCAAACACGAGCAAUUUGAUUCCUUGUCGUAAUCUCUGGGCCUCUGGUGUCUCUAUACGUCUUAUUCUUGCUUGUACGCUACUGAGUUUUUUAUAUAUUUUAUUUAUGCUAGAGUCAUAUUCCUGGACUGAAUAUAUCCCAUUCUUUUUA
Cryptomeria japonica (Japanese cedar) is the source of this 3902-nucleotide messenger RNA. RefSeq names its product LRR receptor-like serine/threonine-protein kinase RGI2. Gene Ontology annotation, cellular component: plasma membrane. The coding region runs from base 223 to 3567 and encodes 1114 amino acids. Gene Ontology annotation, biological process: protein phosphorylation. Gene Ontology annotation, molecular function: ATP binding; protein binding; protein kinase activity. The transcript has 2 exons. NCBI's taxonomy places the organism in Eukaryota, Viridiplantae, Streptophyta, Pinopsida, Cupressales, Cupressaceae. The record is from RefSeq and is a predicted model, not a curated record.